This is a messenger RNA of Octodon degus (degu), 2246 nucleotides long. RefSeq names its product phenylethanolamine N-methyltransferase (gene Pnmt). The transcript is spliced from 3 exons. Lineage: Eukaryota; Metazoa; Chordata; Mammalia; Rodentia; Octodontidae. Gene Ontology annotation, cellular component: cytosol. The record is from RefSeq and is a predicted model, not a curated record. Gene Ontology annotation, molecular function: phenylethanolamine N-methyltransferase activity. The coding region runs from base 1360 to 2181 and encodes 273 amino acids.
CCUUCCCUAGCUGGUCUGGCUCCUGUGUCCAUUCCUUGGCAUUGGACAGUGUCUGGAAAGCCAGCUGGCAUUAGGGCUUGUUUAAAUGACAUGAGAACACGGCGGGUUGGCACUAGGACUGUCCCUGGCCAUGUCCACUGCGCAUGGGGUCAGUGACCUCCAGGCCUAGCAGAUACGGACCCAGACGGAGUCAGGACCUGGCUGUGGGCGUGGGGGUGAGCUCGGGUUCCUGUCUGUGCCCUGCAGCUGCUGCGAUGGCUCAUGGCCCAGCAAGGACACUUGCUCUUCAGCCCAACGGUACAGAGGGGGCUGGGCCAGUGGAGGCCAAGGGCAGAGGCCUGGCAGCUUCUGGGGCAGAGGGGCACAAGCCCUAUCCCAGGAGCCCAGGGAUUCACUACAGGGAGAUGACACCCCAAGGCUAGUGAGGAUUGCUGCCAGCUCAAGGCCAGCCUGGACUACGUAGCAAGGCCCUAUAGGAAAAACACAGGAAAACAAAACAGCAAAAACCAGAAUCCACUUCCCAUUUGGGGCGUGAGGGGAAAGCCCGCAGGAGCUUGAGCAGCACCAGGCAGGACCUGCAGGCUGGGCCAGGCCAGCUCACCGGGCAGAGCCCACACCGCGAAGGCCCUGGCCCCUCCCCAGGUUGCCCUGACUCCUGGGCCAGGAUGUCCUGAGCGUCUGGGAGGCUGGUGUCCACCCACCCAGUGCAUUAGCUCCACUCUCCACUCCACUAUCAGUGCUGUUAUCACCGAGGCCUGGGGCAACUGGACUGAACCAGGUCUGAACACACUGUCCUGGAGGUGGGGACAGGACGGGAAGAGGGACCAGAGGAGGGGCAGAGAAGCCUGGGGGACAGUGCUCAGGGAGAGGCAUCCCAGAGGAAGGGGAAUGGGACAGGUCUGAGCCCCCUGGAGGGGGUGCUGGGGUGGUGGGGAUCAGGGUUGGGGCUCACUGGAACCUUGGGGAAGAGAAGGGUUGAGAUGAUGCAAGACACAAGGUGUCACUUGCCCGUCAUCGCAGCACUGGAGGCUGAGGCAGGAGGAAGCCUGGGCUUCAUAGUGAGUUCAGCCCAGGUGACACCACCAGAUCUUGUCUCAAAACUCAAACAAAAAGUGGGUGUGGAGCAACAGGUGCGAGGCCAGACCUCCUGGACAUGCCGGGUUGUGCCUGGGCUGCAGGGCCCCGGUGUCCCAGCGCCCCCCUCCCCCCGCAUGCGUCUGUGUCUGCGACUCCAGAUGGAUGGAGGUGACGCGUGUGGCCUCGGGCAAUGAUUGCCCAGGCGCCGCGGCACCGAGGGCCCGGGCGGAGCUGCGCAGAUAAAGGGGCUGGGGUAGCAGGGUCCCGGGCAGCAGAGGCACCAUGAGCCAGGAGGACCCGCGCACCGCGAGCGUGGCUGCUGCCUACCAGCGCUUCGAUCCCUCCGCCUACCUGCGCAACAACUACGCACCCCCGCGGGGCGACCUCAGCCGCCCCAGUGGCGUUGGGCCCUGGAAGCUGCGGUGUCUGGCAGAGACCUUUGCUACGGGGGAGGUGACUGGGCGCACCCUCAUCGACAUCGGCUCGGGCCCCACGGUGUACCAGCUGCUCAGCGCCUGUGCCCACUUUGAGGACAUCACCAUGACGGACUUCCUGGAGGCCAACCGCCAGGAGCUGGGGCGCUGGCUGCGUGAGGAUCCAGGGGCCUUCGACUGGAGCGCAUACAGUUGGCACGCAUGCCUCAUUGAGGGCAGGGGUGAGUCCUGGCAGGAGAAGGAGCGCCAGCUGCGAGCCCGGGUGAAGCGCGUGCUGCCCAUUGACGUGCACCAGCCCCAGCCCCUGGGCGCUGCCAGCCCUGCGCCCCUGCCCGCCGAUGCCCUGGUCUCUGCCUUCUGCCUGGAGGCUGUGAGCCCUGACCUGGCCAGCUUCUGCCGGGCACUGGGCCACAUCACCACGCUGUUGAGGCCGGGGGGACACCUGCUCCUCAUCGGGGGCCUGGAGGAGUCAUGGUACCAGGCUGGGGAGGUCAGGCUGGGGGUGGUGCCCAUGAGCGCAGGGAUGGUGCGGGAGGCCCUGGUGCUGGGUGGCUACGAGGUCCGGGACCUGCGCACCUAUGCCAUGCCCGCGCAUCUGCAGACGGGCGUGGACGAUGUCCAAGGCAUCUUCUUUGCCUGGGCCCAGAAGGCGGCAGGCGUGGAGGUAUGAAGGUCCAGGGUGCCCCUGGUGCUGUCACCCAAAGUGGCACCUAAUAAAGUAAUCGCUUCACUGAG